Molecule: messenger RNA, 2660 nt
Organism: Pseudovirgaria hyperparasitica
Lineage: Eukaryota; Fungi; Ascomycota; Dothideomycetes; Acrospermales; Acrospermaceae
Exons: 1
Coding region: 136-2433 (765 amino acids)
Biological process (GO): regulation of DNA-templated transcription; DNA-templated transcription
Molecular function (GO): DNA-binding transcription factor activity, RNA polymerase II-specific; zinc ion binding; DNA binding
Source: RefSeq, a predicted model, not a curated record
CUAUUUUAUAAAUUACAUCAUGAUCUCUACCUGAGUAAUACACUAUAUCCCACACCGAGCUAACCGUAAUCUAUACGCCACCGGUGAAUCAGUACGCUCCGCCCAUAACUCACUUGAGCUGUCUAUAUCGAUCCUAUGCAAAACGCCAAAGUCAGAAAUCAGCGGAGUUGCAUCGCCUGCGCACAAAAGAAAGUCCGAUGUGAUAAACAAACCCCAUGCGAUAGAUGCCAACGCGCUGCUAUACAAUGUAUACCACCAGCGGUGAGCCGGCGACCACGAUGGGCUCCAGCAGCUCGAAGUCCGGCUCAUAACCCACCUCAAUCAUCAAGCAAUGUUGUUCAUCUCCCUACACAACGUAGGUCGACCGAAUCAGGCGUUAGCAAGAUUCUUAGCAGACUGGAUGCGAUGGAAGCUCUAGUACACACUUUGGAAGGCCAGCUGGUACACGCCAGAUCAGAUCCAUCAGUGGAAUCUCUACAUUUGAGAAAUUCCCCAACUCUUGCUGUGUUGCCUAGGCAGUCCAAUCAACAUAGUGCACAGUCGUCUGAUCUAGGUCAAAACCUGAGCAUUCGGUUCUGGUCUCACAUCGAUGACGAAUUGAAGAGCCUGAAGGAACUUGUGAUCGACUACACAAGUACGGAGCAUGAUCAUAACAUGACCGACGCGCAGACGUCAACUGCGUCGUCAUCUUCAAGCUCUGAGAUGAUAAAUCGCUCACAAACCGCGUGCUAUACGCCUGCAUUUUUGCUAAGGCACACGAAGAAUGACAAGGUUCAUGAUACGGCGAGUCUUCUACCUCUGCCAUCCCAGCUACCCUUUCUGCUGGAAAUCUAUGCGGAGAGGAUACAUUCAAUCGUGGGUAUCCCGCAUCUAACAUCAUUGAGAUCACUUCUUCAACAGCAUCGGACAGGGUUCACGCAAAGUACACCAUCUUCCAACCAUGCUUUGAUGUUUGCUGUCUUCUUCGCGGCUGUCUGUUCGAUGGACGAACAAGAAGUACAGACCAGUCUGGGUCUAUCCCAGAAUGAGCUUCUGACAAGAUAUCGUAUCGGGUUAGAAAGCUCUCUUGUACGAGCAGACUUCUUGAACAACCCAUCAUAUGACCUCGUUGAGGCUGUCACUAUAUUCAUGACCCUCGCCCGGCAAGACGACCCUCCAAGAUAUGUGUUUAUGAUGACAGGGAUCUUGAUCAGAAUGGCUCGUUUCCUUAGAUACCACGAAGAUGGCUCAUCUGGAAAAGAUCUGACACCAUUUCAAGCUGAGAUGCAACGUAGGCUGUGGUGGAACCUUUGCGCGCUCGAUCUCCGGGCGACUGAAGACCAAGGCACAGAGUUAGGUAUAUCAGAAGGCAGUCACAGUACGCAGUUGCCAGUCAACACCAACGAGACUGAUAUCUCGCCAUCUAUGAUUCAAACGCCACGACAGCUCGAGGGUGUGACUAGCAUCACCCUUCUGCGGCUUUGCUCGAAAAUCACGCGGACCGCUCAACAAAUGAUGUCAGCGAGUUCCACAGACACAAUUGAAGACCGUGUCAAACGACUCGACAACCUCUCCAAAGAACUCGAUCAAGAUUACUUUGCCGUGACGGACGCAUCGCAACACAGCAUUUAUAUUGCUGCUGCAGGUACCAUGCGCAUCUUUCUCGGACGGCUUACGUUAUUAGCAUUCUUUCCAUCGCUAUUUACCACUCCUGAUAAGAGCAUAUCGACCUCACUACGCAGCAAAUUAGUUAUUGCGGCCAUUGAAGUGAUUGAGCAUCAUCACGCCUUGUGCUCAGAUCCAAGCUGUCGACCAUGGAAGUGGGUGUAUCAUACACAACAGCAUUGGCACGCCGUCGUCUAUCUUCUCAUUGACCUAUGUCAGCACCCAUGGUCUCCUACCAUGGAAAGAGCAUGGAUAGCAUUACAAAGUCCGUGGCUAGUUCCUACCCAAACAUCAGUCUAUAAGAAUCCAAGCACGUGGGUGCCUCUCAAGCGAUUGAUAGCAACUGCCCGUACACGUCGUGAGCAAUCAAUACAGAAACUCCAAGCGUGUCCAAUGUGGGCCGUCAAAAUUCGUCACCAUGACAGUGAGCAUAUGCCUGUUCCUUUGAGCUCGACCACUUUUCCGGCGUAUUUUAAUGAUGCAAGCUUUCGGGAGCGGUGGCACCAGAUGAUCUUUUCGGCGACAUCUGGGUCUGCAGACACAAUUGCAGUUGAUAGCUCCUCCUGUGGUCAUAAAUCGACCAAUAUUGAGAGGCCCCGUUCUCCGGUACAUGGUAUGUCAGGAGCGAUGGUCGAUCACCAACUCGAAGCAGCGACUUCUGUCAGCCUUGACAGCUUUCUUGGGUCAAGUGCCAACACCAUUUUCGAUAACCACAUUUUCGAAGAAGAUGACGUGUUGAAAUAUGAUUGGAAUACGUGGUUCGAUACUGUGGAAGACUCAAGACGGUAACCCUGGUAUACUCAGACCUAUCCCUGACUGUACAUUGAGGAGUGCAUGGGUCUUGUUGCGAGCUCGGACUUGGACGCGGGCUCGGGCGCAGGCUCGGGCUCGGGCUCGGGAUCGGGCUCGGGAUCACAAGACUUGGCAUAUUUCCGUUAACGUCGGCCCAUAUCUCUGUAUUGUCAUCUUACCAAUCUCCUCCCUAGUGAUAUGCCUAGAGCAUAAGGGAUAUGUUA